This is a messenger RNA of Nannospalax galili (Upper Galilee mountains blind mole rat), 2996 nucleotides long. It is a transcript of the gene Tatdn2, whose product is annotated as TatD DNase domain containing 2. The transcript is spliced from 8 exons. Gene Ontology annotation, molecular function: hydrolase activity, acting on ester bonds. The record is from RefSeq and is a predicted model, not a curated record. The coding region runs from base 149 to 2629 and encodes 826 amino acids. NCBI's taxonomy places the organism in Eukaryota, Metazoa, Chordata, Mammalia, Rodentia, Spalacidae.
UCGGUGCUGACAAGCGCUCGCCGACGUGGGAAGCGCGCCGUGGGGUUCGGAGCAGAUCUCGGCUUACGGCCGCGUCUCGGAAGCGCAGUGGCAUCCCCGAACCCUGCAGAACUGGGAUGGGCAGAGGAAAGGAGACGGGAAGGUGCCCAUGGCGUCGGAGCGGCGCAAGGUCAAGUACCACUGGAGCAGCACUUCCGAAGUGUGUUCCCGCAAGCGCAGCCACCCCCGGGAGCCCGGCGAUGUGGCCCCCUCCAGCCGGCCAGCUCGGACUUCUGCGUCGCGUCCACGAGGGGCCAGCAGCCCCAAGCGACUGAAAGCCCUACAGGGGAAUGUGGCCUGCAAGCCCAGGAGCUCGUCCCGCCGGCGAAGUUCCUCCUCCUCUUCCUCCUCCUCCCGGUCCUCUUACUCUUCUGGCCCAAGUGUGAGCAGGGCCGUCUCCUUAGGCUGCCCGAUUCAAAACACUCGAAGGUUCCUUUCGGCCAAGGGAUCCCCUCUGCACCCUGCCCGCUCCUCCCUAGGGAAAAUGGCUUCUCUACAGAAGGAAACCUGCAGCCUUAAGGUUAAUUCUAAAGAUAGUUCUCGGCACUCCACAAACUCUGAAUUUGGAGCUGAAGCCGAGGGUCAGAGUGGUGCUAUGGAGGAACCAAACAAAGUCCAGAAAAGGAAGAAGGACAGGCUUCGAGACCAGGGCUCUACAGUGAUCUACCUGAAGGCCAUCCAGGGCAUCCUAGGGAAGUCGAUGCCCAAGAGGAAGGGAGAGACUGCCACCGCUCCGGGAAAGCCAAACUUGGGAGAACAUCCCAGCCAAGAAGGACCAGCCAGGAGUGUGGAAGGACUGGCUAAGAACGAGGAAAGAUUGGCCAAGAACAGGGAAGGACCAGCUAAGAGCGUAGAACAACCAGUUAAGAGCAUAGAAAGACUGACCAGGAGCAUUGAAGGACCAGCCAAGAGUGUGGAAGGAUCAAGAGUCAAGAGUGUGGAAAGACUGACCAAGAGCAGGGAAGGACCUGCCAGGAGCAUCAAAGUUACCACUCCCCAGAAAGAGAAUGAGUCACCCUCAAAGUUCAGGGUGAAGGAGGAAAAGUCUAUAUUAGAUAGGAGCAGCUUCUGUGAUAGACGAGUGAUUAUAGACCCUCUGGAGAAACCCAGCGAGGAGCUGCUUGGUGACCGAAGGACAGUUACUGACAAACCCUCUCCAGUCCUGGAGUUUUUUGAUGACUCUGACUCUCACGUAGAUAUCCAGAAGCACACAGACAGGGAGGUGGUGAUUGAGCACCCCUCUUCAGGGAGUGACUGGUCUGAUGUGGAUGAGUUGGCCACUGUGAGGUUCUCUCAGGAGGAGCCCAUCUCAUUGAAAUACUCAACAGUUCCAGAACCUUCUUCCUUCCCCAUUGACUAUGUUAUGUACCCUCCUCAUCUGUACAGUAGCCCGUGGUGUGACUAUGCCAGCUACUGGACUAGCAGCCCCAAGAUUCCUGGCUACCCAUGGGUGGGCUGCAGUAGCCAUGACCCUGUUCAUGCUGGGAAGAGCAGCCAGAGCCUUCUGAGUACUCACUCUCCCAAGUCUACAGUGAGUGCCCACAAGGCCUCCAGAGGCCUGGAGGUUGCCCCAGAAGGCAGGUCCCAGAAUUCUCGCUCACUUAGAUUCUCCAGAAGCUCGGAGGAGGAGGAGGAGGAGGAGGAGGAGGAGGAAGAGGAGGAGGAGGUGAAGGUGAAGGUGAAGGAGAAACGGACAUUCCGUGAGGAGACAGCACCUCACCAUGUUGGAGGACACACAUCCGGCUCCCUGCCAAAGAGCUACCAGGAGCUGAGCCUGGAGGAGGGCUUCAUUGAUACCCACUGCCACCUGGACAUGCUGUACUCUAAGCUGUCUUUCAAAGGAACAUUUACAAAGUUUAGAAAGAUUUACAGCAGCUCCUUCCCUAAGGAGUUUCAGGGCUGCAUCUCUGACUUCUGUGAUCCACGGACACUGACUGAUGGCCUGUGGGAGGAACUCCUGAAAGAGGAUCUGGUUUGGGGAGCCUUUGGCUGUCACCCUCAUUUUGCACGUUACUACAGUGAGAGUCAAGAAAGAAACCUUUUGCAAGCUUUACGGCACCCCAAGGCUGUGGCAUUUGGGGAAAUGGGUCUGGAUUACUCUUACAAGUGUACCACGCCCAUCCCUGAGCAGCACCAGGUGUUUGAGAGACAGCUGCAGCUAGCUGUGUCUCUGAAGAAGCCCUUGGUCAUCCAUUGCCGAGAAGCUGAUGAAGAUCUGCUGGACAUCAUGAAAAAAUUUGUGCCCUCUGACUACAAGAUCCAUAGGCACUGCUUCACUGGCAGCUACUCAGUCAUCGAGCCCUUGUUGAAGUACUUCCCCAACAUGUCAGUGGGCUUCACGGCAGUUCUCACCUACUCCUCAGCCUGGGAGGCCAGGGAGGCCCUUAGACAGAUCCCAAUGGAGAGGAUCAUUGUGGAAACGGAUGCACCCUACUUCCUUCCUCGUCAGGUGCCCAGAAGUCUCUGCCAGUAUGCCCACCCGGGUUUGGCCCUGCACACAGUCCGAGAGAUUGCCAGGGUCAAAGAAGAGUCACUCUCCCAUACUUUGGUAGCCCUGCGAGAGAAUACCAGUCGCCUCUACAGUCUCUGAGCAGGAAGCAUGAACAAGCAUCUCUAGCAAAGGAAUGACGAGUGACCUGACCGAGUAGAGGCAGAGCCUUUAUCAAAGGUGAAGGGUGUGCUGGAGAGUCUGUCGGGACACAGCAAUCCAGGAUGGGAUGUUAUCCUCAGAACCUCAUCGCAAAGCUUCACCUGUUGGCUGUUGGGUGGGUGGGUGCAGUGGAUGUGGGGUAAGGAGUAGGGGACAGCAUUGGAGUUUUGUCCGCUUGCUAGAAGACCCUGUGGUAAUCAGUGAACACGAAUAUGUGACAAAAGGGCACAAUGAGUUGACCAGUCUGGAUCCCUGCUCUGUGGCCUGGGUUUCCCAGUGGUUUGAAUAAACUCACCUCCUCUGAGCA